This is a messenger RNA of Fundulus heteroclitus (mummichog), 6404 nucleotides long. It is a transcript of the gene gna11b, whose product is annotated as guanine nucleotide binding protein (G protein), alpha 11b (Gq class). Gene Ontology annotation, cellular component: heterotrimeric G-protein complex. NCBI's taxonomy places the organism in Eukaryota, Metazoa, Chordata, Actinopteri, Cyprinodontiformes, Fundulidae. Gene Ontology annotation, biological process: adenylate cyclase-modulating G protein-coupled receptor signaling pathway; action potential; phospholipase C-activating dopamine receptor signaling pathway. The coding region runs from base 11 to 1003 and encodes 330 amino acids. The transcript has 6 exons. The record is from RefSeq and is a predicted model, not a curated record. Gene Ontology annotation, molecular function: G protein-coupled receptor binding; GTPase activity; guanyl nucleotide binding.
GAGGUUUAUUAUGAGCUUGGCUUUGGUUUCUGACCUGAGUAACUCUGCGCCCUGUCCAGGUACGGGAGAAAGCGGGAAAAGCACCUUCAUCAAGCAGAUGAGGAUCAUCCACGGAGCUGGCUACUCAGACGAAGACAAGAGGGGCUUCAUUCGGCUCGUUUACCAGAACAUCUUCACCUCCAUGCAGGCUAUGAUCCGUGCCACCGAGAACCUCAAGAUCCCGUACAAAUAUGAACAGAACCGGGCCAACGCCAUGCUUGUGAAGGAAGUGGAUAUCGAGAAGAUCAAUGGGUUUGAUCAGCACUAUGUCGUAGCUAUUAAAAGCCUGUGGGCUGAUCCGGGAAUCCAGGAGGCCUACGACCGUCGCCGAGAGUACCAGCUCUCCGAUUCCACUAAAUAUUAUCUUAGUGAUAUAGAUCGUGUGACUGCGGAGGGAUAUGUUCCCACCCAGCAGGAUGUGCUGAGGGUCCGUGUUCCCACCACGGGUAUAAUAGAGUACCCCUUUGACCUGGAGAACGUCAUCUUCAGGAUGGUGGAUGUUGGGGGUCAGAGGUCAGAGCGAAGGAAGUGGAUUCACUGCUUUGAGAACGUCACCUCCAUCAUGUUUCUUGUGGCUCUGAGUGAGUACGACCAGGUCCUGGUGGAGUCCGACAACGAGAACCGCAUGGAGGAGAGUAAGGCUCUGUUCAGGACAAUCAUUACCUACCCCUGGUUUCAAAACUCUUCAGUCAUCCUCUUCCUCAACAAGAAGGAUCUACUAGAGGAGAAGAUUGCUUAUUCACACCUGGUGGACUACUUUCCUGAAUUUGAUGGUCCCCAGAGGGAUGCUCAGGCAGCGAGGGAGUUCAUCCUCAAAAUGUUUGUGGACUUGAACCCGGACAGCGACAAGAUCAUCUAUUCCCACUUCACCUGUGCCACGGACACUGAGAACAUCCGCUUUGUGUUUGCGGCCGUCAAAGACACCAUCCUACAGCUCAACCUGAAAGAGUACAACCUGGUGUGAGAGGGGGGGGAGGACGGUGCUCGCGACGCACGUCUCCCCCACACCCACCCACCCCCCCAACCGCCCAUUGCACAAACGCACCCUUCUUCGGGAGCGUGCCGUCAACGCCACACGCAUCGCACAGCGCAGCACUCCGGCUCUCACACACUCAUUCUCACACACAAACAGAAAUGUUGCUUUUUUUCUUCUUUUUUUUUUUAUUUCCUUUCCAGUACGGCGUAUUUCCAGUUCCUCCCACCACCUUCAAACGUGUCCCUCCUUUCACCAAAGCCGCUCCCUCCUUCUCCUCCUUCUCUCGGCAGCUUGUUGCAUCAGUCUUCGGCCCUUAUAAAGCUGCUCCGUGUGUCAGAGCUGGCACACAAACCUUUCAGACGGGCUAAACGGUGACCGGAAGGGAUUUUUUUUUUUCUUUUUUUUUUUUUUUUUCCGUUGGCAUUUGUAUAUCUGCGUGUAUUUGGAGCAGUUUUUUAUUGCCGAUGGAUUUUGGUGAAGGAUUAAAAAAGAUGUAAUCUUAGCGCCCCGCAGAGUUGACCCUCUCUCCUUUCCUGCCAGUGUGAAAGGCACUGACUGAUAUAUCUGGUGACAUGAUCUACGGACCAGCAGUGCUGCACACAGAAGAGAGGGCUCCAUAGCGACGCAGUCAGGAUGUGAGGCCGCACGCCAGACAAAGGGACGGACUGGAGGGUUCUGCCAUCGCCUCGCAUCUUUGAAUGUACCCCAGGUGUGAGCAUCACAGUUGCAACGAAACAAAAUUUAAAGAGAUGUAUAUUAUGAAUUGAAUGCAUAUUUAUCCAUUUUCACCAAGAAGCGAGGGGUGGGGGGGUCGGGGGGUGCGCAGGUGCAGUUGAUGAAAAUCUGUUGCUGAAAAUUUUUAACAGAUUUUUAAACUGAUCUAACAAAAAUUUGUUGCAACACCAAACCGUCUGAAUCGAGUGGGCAUAAAAGCUACACAUUUUUUAAAAUUUAGCAAAAUCAAAACAACAAAAAAAAGGCAACUGUACAUUUUUUUUUUGACAUAGGUAUCCUUUUUGAAGAUAUUAAUUUUUUUCCUUUUUAAGUUUAAGUUAAUCACACGCUUCCCUGCUCCAAAAUGUAUUGUGUAUGAACUGACGGGGGACAAGCUUCCACAUGAUGCAGCACUCCCAACAUCUGGUCGCGCUGACACAGGUGCUGUGAAACGGCUCCCUCAGUACAAAACCCUAGCUCGCAGCGGGGAGGGGGGGAAAGGACCCCCGCGUUGGAAAGUUUGCACUCUCAUCCGCGAAGUUCAUCUGCGAGUAGCUAAAUCGGCGACCACGAAGGCUGGAAACUCAACGUGUCCGAUGACAUCACACUUCCUGAUGCGACGCAGUCACCAACGCCGUCAGGAUGUGCUUCUUGUAUUUCUUUUUUUUUUUUUUUUUUGGGUGUUUUUUGAGUGAUGUAUAAGGGGAAAGGGAGGAGGAUGCGCCUUUCAUAGAAAAUACUCUGAAGUCUGCAAAUUUUUGUGUAUAUUUGUAAAUACAUAUACACAAAACUCUUCUGUACAAAACAAGUGCUCUGUGGUACACUAUCUUUUGGUUUUUGAAAAGAGAAAAAAAGGAAAAAAAAUGACUUUCUUUAGCUUACAGAUUUCUCCUAUAAAUUUAUGGUAGUAUUGAAACUGUGAUUAUGAAUUUUGUUCACUUGAUUAAUAGGAUUUCAAAGAGCCGCACGGUGUUGAGGAAACGAAAGCGGGUGGUCGGAGAACAGAAAAGGAAAAGAAAGCCUCUGAACGCCACACUACUGCAACAGCUCUGUGUUCGGAGUAAAACUAACUAGGGCUGGUUCAACAAAAAAAGAAAAAAAAAUCUUGACGGUUAAGGCGAAAGGAUGAUUUUUUUUUUUUUGAGAGUAAUUAAAGAUUUUUUUUUUUAUUUAUAUAAUUUAUGGACCAGAAUGAAGGUGUUGAUAAUAUGACUGCUUGUGUUUCUGUCAUGUUGAAGGGCUCCUUUUCUCAUGGCAGAGCCUACUUGAGUCUGAACUGCUGUUAAAAAAUACACACAAAAACAAAAAAACAACAAAAAAAAACGAAUGUCUGGUAUAGUAAGAACUUUAUCUCUGCUUUCUAUUUCUUAUAGACAUUUCCAGAUGUACUUGCCAUUACAUUUCCAUCCAUUAUGAUCCCGUUUGUUUUCUUAUACCUUAGGGAGCCCUCACAUGCCCCCCCCCUCCCCCUAUUUUUUAAAGAAUCAUAUUUUUUUUCUGUUGGAUUAUAGAUGCAGCGCUGUAAUACAUACCUAGAAAAAAUGUACAGUACAAAAAUAGGUGAACUUUUUUAUCAGUGAUUGAAGACCUCUGAGGUCCAUGCUUGCUAUUUGUAACUUAACAAAAGAUGAAACGUUUAUUUAUUUUAUUUUUUGGGUUUGCAUUAAUUUCCAAUUUUUUUGAAGGCUUGCUUUGAAUAGUGCCAGUGAAGUGCAGAUAUGACUUUUUCUUUUGGUCUCGUACACGACCUUUUCUACAAGUGAUUUACCCUUCAUCCUCAUUAAGGGCUAUAUCACAGUGCAUCCGACAGCGGGGAGUGGAGUAAAGGACCACAGUGAACCAAGUCAUCCACUAAUACUACUACUACGUGUUUAGAAAGAGAUUAUUUGCUGUCUGUGCUAUUAAGAAGUAAAGGCAGAGUGUUAACACAACUGUAAGGUGCGUGUAUGUGCGUGAGUAGAGAGUUUUUACCAACACUUUAGAUGCGCUCUUUAAGUUUUUUUUUUUUUUUUUUUUUCCUUUCUUUCUGGUUUCUCACGACAUUUAGUUUGCAUCUGUAUCGCAGUGUUGCUUGUAAUCCAUCAUGGAGUGUUGAGGCGCUUUUAUCAUUACGGACACUACUACCAGGACAAGUAUUGCAUGAGUUCCCCAAGUAUUUGAGUGACAGCUAGUAAGCCAAGAAAUGAAACGUUAAUGGUGUACUGGUGUCUUUGCAUAUUUUAACCUGUGUUCAUGUCUGCUUUCAUGGCAGCUGAAGAGGUGCAAUAGUGAUGCUGAUGAUGCUAACCUGGUUGUGGACCCCAAAAAUGAGUCACCCACCCUAAUCUGGUGACUGAGUCCAUUACACUCAUGCAAAGCAGUGAUCAAUUCCAGUUACAUGGAUAGUUUUUUGAAGGGAGCUUCUGUUAAAACAUCAGCAGGCAGGUAAGCUCUUGCAUGCAGUGGAGAACUCUUUGGUUCUUCCUCUGGGAUGCAGAUUGUUCGGCCUCGAGCUAAUGGCUAGUCCAAGACCUUCUCUUUAAAACUCUUUUUAUGCAAACAGAAUUUUAUGAACCUUGUAUUGGACCCUCCAAAACAAUAAAGCGGUUGUUUCCAGUGCAAGCUGACAGCAUCUCUGGGAUUCACUGAAAAUAUGGAAGUUUUUAAUUGGUUAGAUGACGUGUUGGAGUAUCUCUGCCCCCUUAAAGUCAGGCUUUAGUAAAAAUCCAGGUUAGUUGGGACGUCUAAAGCUAACAGCUAAAACUAGGAGGGCCAAAACUAAAGGGGAGUUCCGUUGUCUUAAAAGAAGCACAGUGGCUAAUGCACUCCCUGUUUUAUACCCCAUCGCACUGUCGACAGGUUUGCAACAGGGGGUUAUUUACACGGAAACUGAAUACUGGAAAUGGGGCGAUCCGCCACCGCUGAUCUUCCUGUGUGAACGCACACUGAGAAAAGAACAAGUAAAGUGUUUGUGGUCGGCGUAAUCACCCAGUAGAAUGGGAGAGUGGUGUGAAAAGCAAGAAAUACCCCAGUUUAAGUGUUUGCUGUUUUGUAUAUUUACACGGCAUUAGUUUUCUGACGGGAAAUGCGUUGCGUUUUCUGUUCUACCUCAGUUUUCCAAGUGAUCGGCUUCUGCUUUAAAUGGUCACCGACUGCAAACAUGAUAAUUUAAAGGUUCAUAAAAAUGUCUGCAUACAUCACAGAUACCGUAGAAAACCUGUUUGCUCUUUUUCCUUCUUGGACAAACCAUUAUCUUCAGAUUAAUCCCAAAGUGGCUAACAGUUAGCCGCUAACUGAUCUGGAUUUAUGCUUUAUGAAGCUCUCGUUCAUUGAAAUGGUUUGACAGGACCUGAUGUCAAUAAUCCAGAACUGUCCCUUUUUUUUUAAUAAUCCUUGAACCACCUGAGGUUUCUAGCCAUGUCGUACUCAUUCCUUUAAAAGAAACUGACAGAGGAGCCAGUUUCCAAUGUAAUCAGGUUAAAAUAUGCAACCGUGCGCCAGUAUGCUAAUGCUGCCAUUUUCUCUGCUGAAAACGACACUAACCUCUUACUGAGGAGUGACCGCUGCUAUGACUGCAGUCAUAUAGAGGAUCAUAGUGAGCAUAACCAAGUGUUUAUCAGUGGUGUUCUACUUUUUGCUGAGUGCAGCUCACCUAAAUGGUCUCAGACCGUGUAUUCGCUAACUAAGCUCUACAAUCUGGCACGUGGUGAAGGGCCAGCUGGCUGCUGGUGUGGGUUUGCUUGUGUUAGUCCUCCUACUUCUUCUUUCGUUCUGCUUUGGACAUGUAUUGUUUCAGCAUAACCAAGCAGCAAAGAGGGAUACAGUUCAGUCUCCUUUCAUUCAUGACUGUUUUCAUUCUCCCUUCACACUACAUUACUAAUUUAUUGCCUUGAGUUAAGAAGAGAGAUGGCCCUUUACGAUGUUUCUGUAAGCUUGUUGUUACACUAAGGGAAAUCAGAUUUAUCUCUAACACAUCUGUAUAGAGUUGGACACUCGGCCCAAAGCUCGUUUCUCUUCUUUAUGUAAUGUAAACAUGUUUUUUUUUUUUUUUUUUGGACCACUUGAAUUAUUUUUCCCCUCACUCCAGUGAAAGCUGAAUUUCAACCAUGUAGUUUGUAAAAAUGUCUUCUUUUUUUUCCCCUCCUCCUUUUUUAAGUAUUCAAACCAACAAGUAAACAAUGUAUUAUUCUGAGUGUGCCAACCUCACUCUCCAGAGCCAGGCUCUCUCUUAAGUGCCAAUGAUGUGGUCAUUAUCAGAAAGACCACCAUUUGAGAGGGGGGAGGGCCUCCCCUUUGUAAAAAAAUAAAUAAAUAUAAAGACUAAAGUGAUAAUUGUGAACACACAACAAUUUUGUUCUGUAUUUAAGAUUGAUUGAUUUGAAAGAUGAUUUUUUUUUUUUAAGAAACUGUAAUUAUAUCUGCAUGUGGUGUUUGUUUUGUGUUGAAAGUGAGGGCUUGGAUGUUUUCACUGAAGUAGAGCCCUUUUGUUAAAUAGGGUUCAAUCAGUCGGUUAUAAUUGAUUUACAAUAACUCUUGCCAUAUUUUUUUUUAUUUGUUUCAUGUAUUUGUUUCAACCACUGUUGCCUGAUCCUCAUUCAAACAUGAACAUGACUUAUGAUCAUUGUCGCCUUUUAAGAGAGAAACAUAAUGACAAGGUAUCUGUUUUAAAUUGAAAUAAAUUUGUUCCUAUACUUGC